Molecule: messenger RNA, 12207 nt
Organism: Mobula hypostoma (lesser devil ray)
Lineage: Eukaryota; Metazoa; Chordata; Chondrichthyes; Myliobatiformes; Myliobatidae
Product: NACHT, LRR and PYD domains-containing protein 3-like
Cellular component (GO): cytoplasm
Molecular function (GO): protein binding
Source: RefSeq, a predicted model, not a curated record
CAGGGACUGUACGUGGAAAAGUUAUGGUGCUUUAUUUCGCCCACUGGUCACGGUAGUAUUUCCAGUGUUUCUACCAGUUCAAUGUUGUCUCUAAUAUUGUGUGGCAAAACCGAUACCAGUGAUUUUUAUUCUGCCUGUGUAUGCUUUUUAACAUUUCUUCAGGGGUUUGAACGGGGCAUGACUGCGCAAGCGCGUGGAGGUCGGCCAGUGAGAACAGCGGGAAGAUUUUAAAAAGAACACAGCUAUACAGAGCGGACGAAGGUGUAGAGAUAGACAGAGUAGGAAGGCUUUGGCUCAACGGGGCUUAGGCGAUAAAGGAUCGAGGUGAGGUAGGUUAUCUGUGUUGAAUGCAAACAAAAUAUGUGUGUGAGGCCGGUUUUCUGUGCUCGGUAUCAGAUGUGGGAGGUCCUGGGGACUCCCAGCCUCCCGGACGACCACAUCUGCACCAGGUGCUUCGAGCUGCAGCUCCUUAGGGACCACGUUAGGGAAGUGGAGAUGCAGCUCGAUGACCUUCGUUUGGUCAGGGAGAGUGAGGAGGUGUUAGAGAGGAGCUGUAGGGAGGCAGUCACCACGGGAUCCCAGAAGACAGAGAAGUGUGUAACAGUCAGGAGAGAGAAGAGCAAGAGGCAGAUGAUAGAGAGCACACCAAUGGCUGCCCUCCUUAACGAUAAGUACUCCUGUUUGACUACUGUUGGGGGAAAUGGCAUACCUGGGGGAAGCAACAGUGGUCAAGCCUCUGGCACAGAGUCUGGCCCUGUAGCUCAGUAGGGUAGGGAAAGGAAGAGGCUGGCAAAGGAAGAGGAUAGGGGACUCGAUAAAUAGGGAAUCAGACAGGCCAUUCUGUUGACGUAGAAAUGAAACGCGGAUGGUAGCUUGUCUCUCAGGUGCCAGGGUCCGGGAUGUUUCUGAUCGUGUCCACGAUAUCUAGAAAUGUGAAGGAGAACAGCCAGAGGUUGUGGUACAUAUUGGUACCAAAGACAUAGGUAGGAAUAGGGAGGAGGUCCUGAAAACUGACGACAGGGAGAUAGAAAAGAAGUUGAGAAGCAGGACCUCAAAGGUAGCAACCUUGGGAUUUCUGCCCAUGUCACGUGACAGUGAGUGAGGAUAGAAUGAGGUGGAGGAUAAAUGUGUGGCUGAGGGAUUGGAGCAGGGGGCAGCAAUUCAGAUUUCUGGAUCAUUGGGACCUCUUCAGGGGCAGGUGAGACCUGUGCAAAAAAGAUGGGUUGCACUUGAAUCCGAGGGGGACCAAUAUCCGAAGGUUUCCUAAGGCUAGUGGGGAGAGUUUAAAAUAAAAUUGUUGGGGCGUAGGAACCAAACAGAAGUGACAGAGGAAAAGGAGGUUGGCUAACAAACAGAGAAAGCUUGUAGACAGUGCGAAAGGGAGGAUAGGCAGAUGAUAGAGAAGGGACGCGCUCAGACUGAUGGUUUGAGAUGUGUCUAUUUUAAUGCAAGGAGUAUUAUGAACAAAGCCGAUGAGCUUAGAGCGUGGAUCAGCACUUGGAGCUGUGAUGUUGUGGCCAUUACAGAGACUUGGAUGGUGCAGGGGCAGGAAUGGCUACUUCAAGUGUCAGGCUUUAGAUGUUUCAGAAAGGAUAGGGAGGAAGGCAAAAGCGGUGGGGGCGUAACACUGUUGAUCAGAGAGAGUGUCACGUCUGCAGAAAAGGAGAAAGUCAUGGAGGGUUUGUCUACGGAGUCUCUGUGGGUGGAAGUUAGAGAUAGGAAGGGGUCAAUAACUCUACUGAGUGUUUUUUACAGACUACCCAAUAAUAACAGGGACAUAGUAGACCAGAUAGGGAGACAGAUUCUGGAAAACAGUAAUAAUAACAGGGUUGUUGUGGUGGGAGACAUUAAAUUCCCAAAUAUUGCUUGACAUCUCCCUAGAGUGAGGGACUUUGAUGGGGUAGAGUUUGUUAGGUGUGUUCAGGAAGGUUUCUUGGCACAAUAUGCAGAUAAUCAUAGAAGAGGAGAGUCUGUACUUGAUUUGGUAUUGGGAAAUGAACCUGGUCAGGUGACAGAUCUCUUAGUGGGAGAACAUUUUGGAGAUGGUGAUCACAAUUCUAUCUCCUUUACCAUAGCAUUGGAGAGGGAUAGGAACAAACAAAUUAGAAAAGUUUUUAAUUGGAGUAAGGGGAAAUAUGUGGCUACCAGGCAGGAACUUGGAAGCAUAAAUUGGAAGCAGAUGUUCUCAGGGAAAUGUACGGAAGAAAUGUGGCAAAUGCUGAGGGGUUAUUUCCGUGAGGUACGUUCUAAAGAGCCAUGGAAAGGAUGGUAGGGUGCAGGAACCGUGGUGUAAAUCUAGUCAAAAAGAAAAGAAGAACUUACGAUUGGUUCAAAAAACUAGGUAAUGAUAGGAAUCUGGAAGAUUAUAAGUCGAGCAGGAAAGAGCUUAAGAAUUAAAUUAGAAGAGCCAGAAGGGGCCAUAAGAAGACCUUGGCGGAUAAGAUUAAUGAAAACCCCAAGGCAUCCUACAGUUAUGUGAAGAGCACGAGGAUAAGUCGUGAGAGAAUAUGAUCAGUCAAGUGUGACAGUGGAAAAGUGUGUAUGGAAAUGAAGGCGAUAACAGAGGCACUUAAUGAUUACUUUGCUUCAGUAUUCACUACGGAAAAGGAUCUUGCCGAUUGUAGGGAUGACUUGCAGCAGACUGAAAAGCUUGAGCAUGUAGAUAUUAAGUAAGAGGAUGUGCUGGAGCUUUUGGAAAGCAUCAAGUGGGAUAAGUCUACGGGAUCGGAGGGGUGUAACCCAGGCUACUGUGGGAAGCAAGGGAGGAGAUUGAUGUGCCUCUGGCAAUGAUCUUUGCAUCAUCAACGAGGACGGAAGAGGUUCCGAAGGAUUGAAGGGGUGCGGAUGUUGUUCCCUUAUUCAAGAAGGGGAGUAGGGAUAACCCAGGAAAUUAUACACCAGUGAAUCUUAAUUCAGUAGUUGGUAAGUUGAUGGGGAAGAUCCUGAGAGGCAGGAUUUAUGAAUAAUUGGUGAGGCAUAAUAUGAUUAGGAAUCGUCAGCGUGGUUUUGUCAAAGGCAGGUCAUGCCUUACGAGCCUGAUUGAAUUAUUUGAGGAUGUGACUAAACACAUUGAUGAAUUUAGAGCAGUAGAUGUACUGUACAUGGAUUUAGCAAGGUAUUUGAUAAGGUACCUCAUGCAAGACUUACUGAGAUAGUAAGGAGGCAGGGUAUCCAAGAGGACACUGCUUUGUGGAUCCAGAACUGGCUUGCCCACAGAAGGUAAAGAGCGGUUGUAGAUGGGUCAUAUUCUGCAUGAAGGCCUGUGACCAGUGGUGUGCCUCAGGGAUCUGUUCUGGGACCCCUGCAAUUUGUGAUUUAUAUAAAUGACCUGGAUGAGGAAGUGGAGGGAGGGGUUAGUAAAUCUGCUGAUAACACAAAGGUUGGUGGUGUUGUGGAUAGUGUGGAGGGCUGUCAGAGGUGACAGCGGUACAUUGAUAGGAUGCAAAACUGGGCUGAGAAGUGGAAGAUGGAGUUCAACCCAGAUAAGUGUGGGAUGGUUCAUUUUGGUAGGUCAAAUAUGAUGGCAGAAUAUAGCGUUAAUUGUCAUUCUUUUGGCAGUGUGGAGGAUCAGAGGGAUCUUGAGAUCUGAAUCCAUAGGACAUUCAAAGCUGCUACGCAGGUUGACUCUGUGGUUAAGAAGGCAUACGGUGCAUUGGCCUUCAACUGUGGGAUUGAGUUUAAGAGCUGAGAGGUAAUGUUGCAGCUGUAUAGGACCCUGGUCUGACCCCACUUGGAGUACUGUGCUCAAUACUGGUCACCUCACUACAGGAAGGACGUGGAAACCAUAGAAAGGGUGCAGAGGAGAUUGACAAGGAUGUUGCCUGGAUUACUGAGCAUGCUUUAUGAGAAUAGGUUGAGUGAACUCGGCCUUCUCUCCUUAGAGCGACGGAGGAUGAGAGGUGAGCUGAUAGAGGUGUAUGAGAUAAUGAGAGGCAUUGAUCAUGUGGAUAGUCAGUGGCUUUUUCCCAGGGCUGAAAUAGCUAGAACGAGAGGGCAUAGUUUCAAGGUGCUUGGAAGUAGGUACAGAGCAGAUGUCAAGGUUAAGUUUUUUUCCGCAGAGAGUGGUGAGUGCGUGGAAUGGGCUGCCAGCGGCGGUGGUGGAGGCGGAAAUGAUAGGGUCUUUUAAUAGACGCCUGCAUGGGUACAUGCAGUUUAGAAAAUUAGAGAUCUAGGGGAAAAGCCUUUAAGUAGUUUUAAGUUAGGGACACGUACGUACCCCGUAACUGGCUUGCCAAACCAGCAGAAAUGGAUCACUCAGUCGGAGUCUGGAUUACUGGAACUAAGAAAGUUUUAUUAAAGAAAUAAGCAACACAGUACUCUAAUAGUAAGGAUCUAAAUGCAACAGGUUAGCAAUGAAUAAACACACAUGUACACAGAACUAGGAUAAUAGGAUCAAUCAAGCUCUACCAUCGUCUAGGGGUAAAUGACCAGUUUCAAAGUGACGCAAAGUUCAGUUCAGUUCACAGUAAUCACUGCCGUGCCAGUGGGAGAGAGAGAGAGAGAGAGAGAGAGAGAUUCGGAUUCCAAACAGACCUUCAAUAUUCCUCACAGUCAGCUUUCGGGCGAGCCCUUUGUAAUGUCUUCUGAGGUCACCGACUGUGACCCCUCCGUUUCAGAUACGAUCGUUCCUCUGCAGUGAACCUGGCACCCGGGCAAGGGCGGACACACACCAGGUUCCCGCCGGUCGUACCUUCCCACCCUGUGCGUCUAUGGCUUGGUCCCGCGAUCAGCCCUCCAAAACUCCCACCGACUUGUGGGAGGCGCACCUCUUCCAUGGUCUCGUUACCUCGUGGUGUCAUGUGUGUGCUGCCUUAGCGAACCUGUCCCUUUUUAUCCCCCUGCUGGGGUAUCGCCUGUCCAUCACACUUCAAACAGUUCAGGGUUCAAAAAGAAGCCAAUCUUGACAGCUCUCAGACCGUGUCUCCUUCCAUUAAACUCUCCCGUCUCUUCAUUAACAUUUCCAAAUGCUGCUCCAUUGUCUUCCUUAUCUCUCUUUCUCCUGAAGACACAGGUGGCAGAUCAACUGUUGAUCCCACUGGUGCCAGCACAGGACAGUUAACAUCUUAAUCUAUGUGUACUCUUUGUAACCCUCUUUCGUCACACUAAAGACGGUGUAUAUCAUGGCAGUGAUAGUUAAUCGAAAAAAAAUGCUGUAGCAUCUCUCACAGGUAGUUGAUAAAAACAAGGACGGCAGUGGGCACUUUAUUAUAUACUUCCUGUACCUAAUAAUGUGGCAACUGAGUGUAUGUUCAGGAUCUCUACGCCUGCAUCCCGUCCAAGUUCAAUGUUCGGCUUCUUACGCGUUCUGUAAUGCCCUACUGCACGCCGCACAUGGUUAUUUGAGCUACUUUCGCCUUCCUGUUGAAUUUAAUCAGUUUGGCCAAUCACCUUGAUCUCUUCUCAUUAACAAGGCGUUUUAAGUGCCACUCACCGAAUUUUUUUUUGUUUGUUUGUUUUCUGUACCAUUUGCUGUAAACCAAGCGAUUUGUGUGUGUAAAUCCAAGGAGUGUCAUGGUCCUGUCUGGCAAUUCCCCAUCUUGCUAUUACCUCCUUAAUUGGGCUUUAAUCCCCUCGUCUGAUUUCCAAACAUUCCCAGUUCCAGUAAUUACAGCACACCUGGUUCCCAUUAGCGAACAUAGGAUAAAACCCGGGCGGCGUCGCCAUGCUUUGCCAGUUCGUUGGUCAACUCUAAUGUGAGUAAACCUCGUUUCCUGAUCCCCUGGGGUUGUCAGUUCUAAGCUCCGCAUCAUUUCCUGGAUUCUCUACGUAAACCUUGUCUCGGUGUAAAGACUCUCCUGGAUACCGGUUCCCCGUUCACGGCGGUGCUAACGUCCCAUGACUCUACCUCCGCGCCUGUGUCCUGCACUUGGGUUCAUCCUCAGCCCCGUCCUUGGAACAAGGAAAAGUUUCCAUAAUACUCGUACGAGUUUCCAUAAUACUCGUACCACCCCGUCUGGCAACAGCGAUCAUUCCACGUUCAAAGUUACUUAGAUGGCAUUUAUUCCAGAUUCGGAUGUUUGGCUUAAACAACAACUGAACCUAUUGACUAUAUCGGCAUGUUCUUUGUGCUUUGAGCUGCCGCUACGUGCUUAACAGAUCCACAUUAAUGAACUGUUGUCAUGUGAGCAAUGUUAGCAGGAAGACGCAUCUGAUAGAUGAAAGUAGUCUUUCAUUCGACAAAGUGAACCACUCUCAGAAGGAAGAGGACUGUACGACCAAAUACUAUAUGACAUUUUAUAUGCGUAAGAUCAAAGGACAAUUUUGUAGUUACACUCUAUCGACGACGCUUUCUUUGAGUUACGUACGAACUUCAAACCUCCUUCAGACCCACACUCCAGAAACCCAAAAUGAAUUUUAAUCAGCAUUGUAUGUUUUUUUUUAAUUGCCUGCUGUCCACAAAUCUAGACACCUAUUGUCCAGGGAUGCAUUUUAAAGUUAAUCUACAAAUCACAUUCAGUUCUAAAGAUUAGUUGCUGAAGUUAAUGUUUAGCUCUACACCCUAAGUCCAGAAUAUGCCCUGACAGUCGUUCUUUUUGGCCCUUCAGGAUAAAGGAUAUUUGUUCCAGGGAAAAAAAAACAAACUUUAAUGUGUAUCUAAUCAAACAGGGCAGCAAAAUUGUCCUGUACUUCGGAACCCCUCCGCCAAUUAGCCUAUGUCCAGCAAUAUCUACGCUUUCAUCCAUAAUGGCUUCCUAUAAGGCCCCAGGCAGAGAAUCUCCAAGACAUUUCACCAACAGCCUUUAAAAUGCAGCUUCGUUAUUCGUUCACCCCUUCAUUUUCUGAUAGCCAAAACUCUGCAGUGGCUAUCGGUGGUUACUCUCUGGUCAGGGGCAGCAGCAAGGUAAGUGUAUCAGGCUCACAGGCCCUCUCAUCGACGUACAGGAAGGGGUUGGGUGGUCUCUAUUUGAAUAACUGCAAGCCCCUCUCCCGCUGGCACCCACUUCCGGACGGUCCAGCCCAUCGCUGGCCCAACCAGUGCAAGGGCCCAGCUCAUUUGAAUUCACUCCCCAUUCAGUCUGGAGUGACUGCCUUCAGAUGCGGUAAUCAGUUUAUUCUUUUUUACUGACUGCCAUGUCAUCGAAGUUGUGGAACUUGAUGCCUCUGCGGGAAAUCCGAUCCCUUCACGUUUACUUUCCCAAAUAUAUAUUUUUUUCUAGUCUACGCUGUAAGACUGAUCAUCUGCCUUCAACAACCAGCUGUCAUUAUAGAGUGCUUUCGUCGUUAUACUUCAGCAGACUAUUCACGGUCUACUGUCAUGCUCUCUACCUUCACGGUUUGCUGCCGGCUGCAGCCGUUAGUGCUGCUCAGGCAUCAUGCAGAGGUCUCUAUAAAGACACUGUUACCGGGUACACUUGAUCUCUUUGUUCUGUCUGUGAGGGAGACAAGAAGCUGGGUCACACUUUUCAAAUUGAGUCCACUAUUUCCACUGGCUGCCUUCCCUAGACUGUAAACCAACACAGGCGUUAUCCAUGGGAUUCUAUCCACCUGGGAGUGAAACCUGGCUCUUCAACUAGCUCUCUUACCAUAAAUUGGCGACUUAGCUGUAGGAGGUGUAUCUUUCCUCCCUCGGGUUCUCUCCGAUCCGCAUUAUGUCGCUGCUGCUUUGCUCGAUCCUUCAGUGUUUUACCCCGGUUACAGUGGUCCUUCACAGCACCAUGUAAUCCCGCGAAAUUGGCAUUUGUUGUUUCCUUCCAUUGCUUCUUGUUAUUCCUCUCUCCUCGCACUGAUGUCUUCCCAGUCAUUCCCUUUCGACUCCUUUCUGGUGAGCCUUUACGUUAAUCACUGCUACCUCCUCAGGCAGUGCGCUACUUCCAACAGCUCCUGAGCUCCAAUCCUUUAGAACCUACUGACAUGAUCCCAGACAUCGACCUGUCUCUCCUCCGUGAGGCUGCUGUAUCUCUGUGGGCAUGUCAGAUGCUUUGUGGGUCACACGUGAUCUCUGUCCCUGUCUUUACCUGUCAUUUCUGCCUUACUCAGGGUCUAUCGUCACACCUGCCUUACUCAGUUUGUCUAUUCCCAGGAUUGUACCUUAAUUGUUUGGUCACACCCAGAAAUCUACAGGACGCUGCACUCUCUCAAUCUCUAGCACCUGAGGCUGACUUCUCUCCGCCCUCAUCGUUUCACCUCCGGUACUGAUAAUGUAAAUCGUCUCUCCAGUCCUUUAAGGAGUAGAUCAGUUGUUGAUAUUGACGACAGCGUGUGCACUAACAGCUCACGUAACAUCCCCCCUAAUAAAUCUCUGGUGUGGAGGCUUGGUGCUGAAGUUAGUUGCCGAAGUUAAUAUUUUGCCCUAUACCCUGUCCAGAAUAUGCCCUAAGACCAACAACAGGAUGCUUCUGCACUUCACAACUCAGAAUUAAUGCUGAGCAAUGCAUACUUAGAAGAUCAAAUUUAUUUAAAUUUCGGAGCAUUUAGUUUUGUUUCUUGAAUGAUUACUACAAAAGCCACUGCAAUAUCUUCAGCUACCACUUACCGAAGCCUGGAGUGUACCCAUCUUAUCCAAGUAACUUAUUCACAGACAGGCCUUUCAUCAACUAAAGAUCUUUCAUCAAAGUAAUGGUAUAAUUAUUCACUUCUGACCUGCCAUUUGAAUUCUAGUGUACUGCUGGUUUCUCCCAGAGUGAAGACUGACGCAGAAUGCUUCGUGAUUUCGUCCGCCGUUACUUGGUCCCCAUCAAUUCUCCACGUCAGGGGAAACGUAUUGUAAGGCAAUGAGGCAUCACCAACAGGUGGAGCUUUCCAAGACCAAAGUGUAAACAAGAAGAUGACAAUCAGCAAUUGUCAGUCAGAUCAGAAUGGAUACAGGUAGGAAACGAAAUUGGUUAUGGAGAUUACACAAGAGAUUCUUCCCAGGCAGCUCAUCGGGAGAAGAUGAUCAGGACACGGGAAGCAAGGUACCAAAGCAGGAUCAGAUUGAGAGCAAUGUCCCAAUAGAAUGCAGUCCGGCAGCAGAGGAAGGGGAGCAAAGUCAGCCCAGAGACAGUGGCGUCAGGAACACUGAUCGGGACCCUGGAAUCGGUACAAAUGAAGCGACUGUCUGUCAGCUCGGAAGCUCAUUAAACAUGGAAUUGUCAAGUCCCCAACAAGGAGCGGAGCCAAAGUUUACAAUCUCUAACCUCCUGGCAGAAGGGGAUGAAUAUCGACUGUACAAACUGACAAAAUUCUACAGGGACAGACUGAAACAAGCGCUAGAAGGAGGUGUUGAAACACUCAGUUGGAUGUUGAGACAGGAAGGUCAUUUCAGUGCACAAGAACAUGAGAAGGUCAUUGAACUGACCGAGAAGGAAAAGCGGACAGAAUGUUCCAGACUCUUCCUCAGUUUGGUGAUGGACAAAGGCUCCUGGGCCCGGAGGGUGAUGUGGGAAUCCUUUGUGAAAAAAAGGAUUGUAUUACCGAAGUUGGACAAAAUACUAGGCGAAAUCCAGGAGCUCGGCCCUGAUCCAGAGGAAUACAUGAGCAUCGCCCGAGUGUUAGCUGAGUUACCCACUCAACUGAUAAAUGUUCAGCGGAAACACAAGGAGACUCUGCGGUUACAAACUGAAACGCUGAGAGUGAACACGAUCCUGAUGCAGGUGAAGGUGAAGGUUUUCCAGCUGGUUGAUCGAUACGCUGAACUCACGGUCAUUUCUACUGUUCGAGAUCGGAGACUGGUGGAACAUGAGCUGCUGGCGAGAGGCAGAGACCACGAGGAGUGGAGAAAACAACAUCUCCGCAGAGAGCUGGAAAAACUCCGGACUGAUCAGUUGUUCCAGAGCAGCUUUUCCCGGAGUAACUCCAAAUCUGGGAGUUCGGCGGCAUUGGCCGGAAUCCCGGGGAUUGGGAAAACAACAAUGGUGCAAAAGAUUCUUUAUGACUGGGCAAUAGGAAAAAUAUACCAACAGUUCCAGUUUGUCUUCAGUUUCAAGUUCCGGGAUUUAAAUGCCAUAAACUGCAGAAUAAACCUGAGGGAACUGAUUCUGGAUCAGUAUCCGUACUUUGGGAAUAUCCUGAGAGAGGUCUGGAAGAACCCAGAGGGAUUGCUGUUUAUAUUCGAUGGUUUGGAUGAAUUCAAGCACAAAAUCGAUUUUGCUGACAGUCGGAGAGAUACAGAACCAAAGCACCAGUGCCCAGAUCCCGAGUGGUGGUGUGAGGUGUCUGACAUUGUGUACAGUUUAAUCCAGCACAAGCUGCUCCCAGGGUGUUCAGUGCUGGUGACCACCCGCCCCACUGCGUUACAUUUAUUGGAAAAGGCUGAGAUCAGUGUUUGGGCUGAAAUCCUGGGAUUAGUUGAUGAGAAACGGAAGGAAUAUUUCAUCAGACAUUUUGAAGAUCGGACAGUGGCGGCAGCUGUUUUCAAACACGUGAAGGAAAACGAGAUCCUGUCCACCAUGAGCUACAACCCCUCCUACUGCUGGAUCCUCGCUCUGGCACUGGGACCCUUCUUCACACAACGAUUCAGGGACGCGCAGCGGGUUCCUAAGACCAUCACCCAACUGUACUCCUACUAUAUUUACAACAUCCUGAAAAACCACGGCCGUGAGAUUGAGAACCCCCGUGAGGUGUUACUCAGGGUUGGUCAGAUGGCCUUCAGAGGAGUGUCUGAGAGGAAGAUUGUGUUUACAGAUGGAGAUUUGAUCAAGAACAAUCUUCAGCCUUCCCUGCUCCUGUCCGGGUACUUGAUGGAGAUAUUAGAGAGAGAAGAUGCUCCCCGGUGUGUGAUGUACACAUUCCCACACCUCACCAUUCAAGAGUUUGUCGCUGCGGUAGCACAAUUCCUGAUCCCAGAUCGCAGAGAUAUUAUGAAACUCCUCACGGAAGCCCACAACACGACAGAAGGGCGAUUUGAGGUAUUUCUCCGUUUUGUUGCUGGUCUCUCCUCCCCAAUGACAGCUCGGAGCCUGGAGAAGUUUUUGGGUCCAUUUCCUCAGGAAACAACCUGCCAGGUGAUUGACUGGGUGAAGGAGGAGGUUAAACGCCAGAGUGGGAGCACAGAGUGUGAAGAAGGUAAAAGGAGCCUCCUGAACACAUUGCACUACCUGUUUGAGUCUCAGAAUCGUUGGCUGGCUCAGGCUGCACUGGGAUCAGUGGAAACACUUCCGUUCAGUGGAAUGACACUGACCCCGAUUGACUGCCUGGUCCUGUCUCAUGUCAUCGGACUCUGUGAUACCAUAAAACUCGACAUCAGUGAUUGCCACAUUCAGUGUGAAGGAAUCAAGCUGGGACCCGGGCUGCACAAGUGCCAGGAGUUGAGACUUGGGGCGAAUGAACUGAGAGAUUCAGGAGUGAAACUGGUGUCUGCGGCUCUGAGGAACACGGAGUGUAAAAUACAGCAACUGUGGCUGUACAAUGUCGGUCUCACAGAUUUUGGUGCCGAGGAUCUCGUCUCCGCUCUCAAUGCAAACCGAUCACUGGUGGAGCUUAAUCUGAGUGAAAAUGAACUGCGUGAAUCAGGAGUGAAACUGGUGUCUGCGGCUCUGAGGAACCCGGAGUGUAAAAUACAGAAACUGGGGCUGAGCAAUGUCAGCCUCACAGAUUCUGGUGUCGAGGAUCUCGCCUCCGCUCUCAGUACAAACCCAUCACUGACGGAGCUGGACCUCAGUGUUAAUAAACUGGGAGAUUUCGGAGUGAAACUGAUGUCUGCGGCUCUGGGGAACCUAGAGUGUAAAAUAGAGACACUGUGGCUGAGGAAGGUCGGUCUCACAGAUUUUGGUGCCGAGGAUCUCGUCUCCGCUCUCAGUACCAACAGAUCACUAACAGAACUGAACCUGGGAAUUAACUCCCUCACAGAUCGAUCAGUCCCCGCUCUCCGUCGCCUCAUAGUGACCCUCCCGAGUCUGGAGUGGAUCCGACUGGUGGGGAAUCGGUUCAGUGAGACCGGGGAGAAGGAACUAAGAUCUCUGCAGGAGCUCAGACCCGGAAUGAUAGUGAUCCUUUGAACAUCUGAAUGUGUGAACAUCCCAUUCUUAUGGUGACAUUUUGGCCGAUUCCUCGUCUUCCCCUUUAAUGGCCGCGCCCAGGCUUGAUUCCCAAAGAUUCUAAUGGAACUGGCUCUAGACUCACGCUUACACGAGGAAAUCUGCAGAUGCUGGAAUUUCAAGUAAAACACAUAAAGUUUGCUGGUGAACGCAGCAGGCCAGGCAGCAUCUCUAGGAAGAGGUACAGUCGAUGUUUCGGGCCGAGACCCUUCGUCAGGACUAACUGAAGGAAGAGCUAGAGGACUUAAAACUA